This is a messenger RNA of Lymnaea stagnalis (great pond snail), 7946 nucleotides long. The record is from the annotation of a GenBank genome assembly. Lineage: Eukaryota; Metazoa; Mollusca; Gastropoda; Lymnaeidae.
UUGUGUGCAAGUGACAUCAACUCCAGCUCCAGUGAGUCCGAUGAAUCCAAACCAUCUUACCUUAAGUUAUCGUUCAUGAGAUGCACAUAAUUACAUGACGUAAUUGUUCAACAAUAAUAAUAUUCAAAUUAACAUUUAAUUAUGGCUUCAAUUAAAGCGAUCUAUUUAUAUUUUCUAGGUGCUUAAAGUAUAUAUAUAUGGUGAGAGGAGGGUCUCUCGAACGAAAAUUCCAAAACAAAAAUAUCUUAUAUUAAAAAUAAUAAUAAUAAUACAAAAUAGUAAUAAUAAAAAUAAUAAUUUGCUGUCAUUUAAAAAAAUUAAUUCACGAUUUCUUUAUUGCUGUCAAGGCAUAUAAUUAACUUUCUUUCGAUCUCGAUCUCUCUCUCUCUCUCUCUCUCUCUCUCUCUCUCUCUCUCUCUCUCUCUCUCUCUCUCUCUCUCUCUCUCUCUCUCUCUCCCCCAGGCUUCCCUCCCCACACAUCCUCUCUCUCCCUCUCAUCAAGGCAUAUAAUUAACUUUCUUUCGCUCUCGAUCUCUCUCUCUCUCUCUCUCUCUCUCUCUCUCUCUCUCUCUCUCUCUCUCUCUAUCUAUCUCUCUCUCGCUUCACCAGGCGGGGCUGCAUCCACAUCAACUCUCUCCCUCGCUUCAACAGACGGAAGAAAAAGUCAACCUAGCAGUCAAUUCGUCAACUUCAUAGCAGUACUGAGUGGCUACUUUACUAACGCGGAAGAAACGUCUUCAGGAGUAACCUCUGACUCCAAAUACGCCACGAAAAUAGUUCCCACAGAGAUUGAAUCAGAUGACGGGGUCAGUUGUUUUUUUAUACAACUUGGUCAGAUAAAAAUUAAAGUGGUGUCACUUUUAAUUAGAAAAGGAGUCAGUUACAAAUUAAAAGAUGUCACUUGGAAAUUAUUCUGAUAAAUUUGUACCUUUUAAAAAAGGUAAGACAACUAAUGCCGGAUAGUUUUAAUAGGCCGGACUGUGGUAGGCCGGACUAUCGUAGGCUGGACUGUGGUAGGCCGGACUGUGGUAGGCAGGACUGUGGUAGGCCGGACUGUGAUAGGCCGGAAUAUGGUAGGCAGGACUGUGGUAGGUCAGGCUGUGAUAGGCAGAACUGUGGUAGGCCGGAAUGUGGUAGGCCGGACUGUGAUAGGCCGGAAUGUGUUAGGCAGGACUGUGGUAGGCCGGACUGUGGUAGGCAGGACUGUGGUAGGCCGGAAUGUGGUACAACUGACUGUGGUAGGCCGNGGGCUGUGGUAGGCCGGACUGUGAUGGGACGGACUAUGGUAGGCAGGACUGUGGUAGGCCAGGCUGUGAUAGGCAGGACUGUGGUAGGCCGGAAUGUGGUAGGCCGGACUGUGAUAGGCCGGAAUGUGUUAGGCAGGACUGUGGUAGGCCGGACUGUGGUAGGCAGGACUGUGGUAGGCCGGAAUGUGGUACAACUGACUGUGGUAGGCCGGACCGUGGUAGGCCGGACCGUGGUAGGGCCGGACCGUGGUAGGCCGGACUGUAGUAGGCCGUACUGUGAUAGGCCGGACUGUGGUAGGCCGUACUGUGGUAGGCCGGACUGUGAUAGGCCGGAAUGUGGUACAACUGACUGUGGUAGGCGGAAAUAUGGAGGAGCCGACUGUGGUAGACCGAAUUGAGGUUGAUUGGACCGUAGCUAAUAAAACAUGAAGUUACUAAUGAAUUAAAUAUUUACAGAAAAGCCACGAUUAUUUUUAAGGAUACGUUUGUAACACAGAGCGAAUAUUUAUUUUUUGUUCCCUAAUAAAUUUAGACUUAAGAGCCAAUGUUUCGUUUUGAAUACAACAGUUAAAUUGUCCCCAGAUUGUGGUGUUGUAUGGUGAGCAUUAUUUUGACAACAAGUUAAUCCAAAGAAUCCUGUACGUUUUAGACGAAAAGGUGAGAGGGGAAAAAUUUGUCAUUUAUCCCUACGCACUGACAUCGGCGGACUCAAGACUUCUCGUGUCUCGGUAAGUGGAGUGAGGGAAGUUAUCUCUCGGUUGGUAGAGUGAAUGAAAUAUAUCUUGGUAAGAAGAGUUGUGAAAUUAUCACUCGAUAAGAAGAGUGGAGAGGUUACCUCUCGGUAGGGAAGAGAUUAACUCACAGUAAGAAGAGUGACGAGAUUAUCUCUCUGUAAGUAGAGUGGUGAUAAUAUCUCUCGGUAAGUAGAGUGGGGAGAUUAUCUCUCGGUAAAUAAAUAGAGUGGUGAGAUUAUCUCUCAGUAAGCAGAGUGGGGAGAUUAUCUCUUGAUAAGUAGAGUGUUGAUACUAUCUCUCGGUAAGUAGAGUGUUGAGAUUAUCUCUCGGUAAGUAGAAUGUUGAGAUUAUCUCUCGGUAAGUAGAGUGAAGAAACUCUCUUCAGCAACGUUACUCAUAUAACUUCCUGUAUUUAACAAAUAAAUAUCGGUUUGUGAGCAGAAAUGUUUCAGUAGGCCCGGAUCCUUAGAAAUGUUUCAGUAGGCCCGGAUCCUUACAAAUGUUUCAGUAGGCCCGGAUCCUUAGAAAUGUUUCAGUAGGCCCGGAUCCUUAGAAAUGUUUCAGUAGGCCCAGAUCCUUACAAAUGUUUCAGUAGGCCCAGAUCCUUAGAAAUGUUUCAGUAGGCCCGGAUCCUUACAAAUGUUUCAGUAGGCCCAGAUCCUUACAAAUGUUUCAGUAGGCCCAGAUCCUUACAAAUGUUUCAGUAGGCCCAGAUCCUUAGAAAUGUUUCAGUAGGCCCGGAUCCUUACAAAUGUUUCAGUAGGCCCGGAUCCUUACAAAUGUUUCAGUAGGCCCGGAUCCUUACAAAUGUUUCAGUAGGCCCGGAUCCUUAGAAAUGUUUCAGUAGGCCCGGAUCCUUAGAAAUGUUUAAGUAGGCCCUGAUCGCUAAAAAUGUUUUAGUAGGCCCGGACCCUUAGAAAAUUUUCGCUCUUAUCAGUAUCAUAACUUCCCAUUACAGCCCAGGCUUUUUGAAAAUUUAAAAACCAUUUAGUUAAAUUGAAUACAAAUUUUCAGGCUUAUUUCUGGUACCUCAUGGGGCCCAGGUUCUGGUACCUCACGUGGCCCUGAUUUUGGUACACUUUACAGUUCUUGUUCUGGUACCUUAAUCUGGCCCUAAUUCUGGUACCUUAAUGUGGCCCUGGUUCUGUUAAUGUGGCCCUAGUUCUGGUACCUUAAUGUGGCCCUAAUUCUGGUACCUUAAUACGGCCCUGAUUCUGGUACCUUAAUGUGGCCCUAGUUCUGGUACCUUAAUGUGGCCCUGAUUCUGGUACCUUAAUGUGGCCCUAGGUCUGGUACCUUAAUGUGCCCCUGAUUCUGGUACCAAUUUGUGGCCCUGAUUCUGAUACCUUUAUAUGGCCCUGAUUCUGGUACCUUCAUAUGGCCAUGAUUCUGGUACCUCACGUGGCUCUGAUUCUGGUACCAUAAAGUAGCCCUCACUCUGGUAUCUUUAUGUGGCCCUGACUCUGGUACCUUUAUGUGGCCCCGAUUCUGGUACCUAAAUCUGAUGCUAAAACACUAAAAAUGCAUUCAAACAAAAACAAAAUUUGAAUUUGAUGUUUGAUUUAUUUGAUGUGCAGUCCACUGGACAUCAGGAUCCAAAUCAUAUUUAGCCAUACGUGAAACAAGAAACGCGCUGAAUUUUAAAAGUCAGUCCUAAAUCAUGAAGUGUUGAACCUUUUGAUUAUUUCCAUCAAAAUUAUGAUGAACAAUUCUACACAGACACAGAUUUUUCACCACGCUGCAUACCGGUAUAAGUCGGACUUCCGUUACGGCUGAAGAAAUAAAAAAAAAAUUUGGAAUUAGCAUGGAGAUGUCUUGCCUGAGGUAUCCCUCAAUACGAAUGUACUUGGCAACUUCGAGUAGGGCAUGGAGAUAUCUUGCCUGAGGUAUCCCUCAAUACGGAUGUACUUGGCAACUUCGAGUAGGGCAUGGAGAUGUCUUGCCUGAGGUAUCCCUCAAUACGAAUGUACUUGGCAACUUCGAGUAGGGUGUGAUGUAUUGCAGAAUCGAUGGCUCAAACUGACCAGUGUUUACGUUGGUUCAUAUAUGAAAAAAUUAUAUAGAGGAACAUAGUCCAUUUCUAAUAAAAACACUAUAAUCACAACAUGGAAGGUGUCGACUUCUGUGGCAGACUUCUGAGCCAUUCUUGAGCCAGAACUUCCAAAUGGUCUAUCGUAGUAAUAUCUCAUAUGUUGCACCUAACUACUGUAAAUGCAUGGUUUCAAUACCGGUACCAAGAAGACAUGGAGUAUGACUAAGCGUGAAAAGAGCACUCCUCCAGUUGAUGAGAUCAGGAUUGAUUGAAAAAGAUAGAGGGAAAAAAAAAUAGUUCCUGUGCCCAAUCCAGGUCUUUGUUAUCAACAAGCUGCCCUGAAAUUCCAGAUGUUGAUUUAAUUUUUGUUCAAGGUGUAGCUGAGAAGGAUGUUCAGCUAAAGGCAGGGUACUCUGUUCAACUUGAAAAGUAUUUUUGUGUUUGUUUGCCAACAGGAACUGCUUCAAAAUCUUUCAUACCAAAUCCAACUGAAUGAACUUUUUAAGCCUAAUUCAUUAACUUUGAGGUUAACAUCUGACAAUUCAGACACACAUUGGCUGGUUUGGUGCCACAGGGGGCGACUCUCAUCUUUUUGCUCGCACAAAGGUUCUUCGUCUUCAAAUGAUUCAUUUUCAAAGUUUGAUUCAUUGUCAUCAAUGUCGUCAUCUGUAUCGAUUUCAUCAGAGGAUGUGGGGUAAUCUCUGAUAUCUGACGAUUGUUCUAACAUCACCCAUAACUGUUGUGCUGUGGGAUAUUUUAACAACAGUUCAAACAACAGCAUCAGUUUGCAUGAAAAUAAGACGUUUUAAUUUUAAGCAUUUUAAAGAUAAAUUAUCAAAAUCACGGAUUUUCUUGAAAUGCAACAAACUAAAUAAAGUCUAAAUAUUGUAAGAUGCCUAAAUUAAAUAUUUAAAUAUGUUGAAUUUUAAUAUUCGGACUUGAGAUAAGUUUGGUGAAAUGUAAACCUAGAUCAUUUUCGUUAUUUUUUUUAAUUAAUAAAUUUAAGAAUAUAUAAAAGAUCUAAAUGAAUACUUACCUAGAUAUAAGUAUCUAAAUGCAUAAUUACUCUGAUAAAAAGGAUACCAUUUAAAGACAGCUAAUUUUUUUUACAAAUGAAUAAAUGUCGUAGUCAUAGUUCUGUGCAAUCAAUGUCAUUUGUAAAUGUGUAAAUGUCUUAAACAACAUUGAAAUCUUUAGAUGGGGUUAAAUGAAUAAGUGAAAACACCAAAAAAACUUACCAGCACCCCCAGAGCACUAAGCUACUGCCGCUCUGUCAGCCAUCUUAAAAUAAAGUAUUGUCUCUCUCGGCGUAAAACUAGGUCAAAUUAGUGUUUACAAAAGGUGUCCAGCAGACUCCACAAGUGGGUCCAAACGAAUAUUAGCUACUAAGUUAGAAAAAGUCAUACAAAACUAUUGUCCAGUGGGCUGCACGCUUCGAUUCAGGAGGCUAUUGUUACCCUGAUUCUGGCACCUCAUGCGGCUCUAUUUCUCGUACCUUAGGACAUAUUCCCAUGAAUAAUCUAAAAAUAAAUAUUCUACGAAAAUAUUUUACGAAAAUAAACAAAGAAAAUCUCUCAGAAAAUACAUAAACUUAUAAUCGAUGCUUUCUACUUCAUGCAUUUCCAGCACAAUGCAAUUUCGUUCGAAAAAAGGGGUAAAAAUAUACGCAAGGCUUUAUAUAUGACAGUUGGAUAGAUGUUAGAGCACGGACAGUGCGUUCAAAGUUGAAAGCUACUUAAGAUUUGACAGUUGGAUAGAGGUAAUGACGAUGAUAAACAGAUGAAGGACUUUGACUGUUCAUUGACUUUUGUUUGGCAGAAGAGGCAAAUUUGAGCUCAACAAACCCAGGCUACUUUUGAAAGACUUGGGAUAUGAUAAAGCAUGCACUCGGGAAAUUGAACCAAUGAAGAACAACCCAUCUGGGUUUGUGUUAACGAGAUGGCCAUUCUGCAUGGACAACCAGAAGGUAAUUGGUCGUUUUGUAUGUAUAUGGGAGCCCAAUUCAAUUUUCCUUAUCAAUCUUCUUAAACCCUUCAGCGAGCCAACAAGGUCGCUAGGCUACCACUUUGAGAAGCACUGCUUUAAAUGGAGCAACAGAUUCAUAAAGCCUGUGACGUCACUGACACCUCUUUGUAACUUGUUUCAGCACCCCCCGAUCUACACGGGCACCAUUAACUGUACGCUGCUGGACGUUAUCAAAGAUGACGUCAGGUACAGGAAGCCUGGCACAAUCGGUCAUCAGAUCACUCUACAUAAAACACAAAGGUAAACUCAAGAAACAUAAUUAUUCCUAUAGCCAUAGAUUAAAUAACAUAAUAUUAUGUUAACGUUAGAUAUGGAAUUGGAAUGAGAAGAAAUCCAGGAUGGGUGGAUGGAUCAUAAAUGAAAGAUAGGAUUGGCGAAAGCGGUAACUUAGUAGGAAAUUAGUAAAACAAAGUAACUUUAAACCUGAAAAAAAGGAACGCAAGAAAACAACGAACGUGUCGGCAGGAAGCCUUCGUCCAUGAAAUAAGAACAGAAAAAAAACAGAGUAGACUCUCUGGCUCAUCAUUUGGUGAUACCAAAAUGAAUGUAGUCAAUAGCAGUAGAAUAUCAGGUUCAUAACUUGGUGAUACCAAAAUGAGUGUAGUCAAUAGCAGUAGAAUAUAAGGUUCAUAACUUGGUGAUACCAAAUACAGUGUAGUCACGAGCAGUAGAAUAUCUCCCGACAAAGUAGUGUCAUGAAUAGCCAGACAUAUGUACAAUAAAAAGAGCAACUCUAUGCAAUCGCCUUUUGGAAUAUUUUUUAUUUCCCUUAUAUGAAUGUAUAAUCUACGUAUUUUAUCCCUGCUAUCAAUGUAUCGUUAUUUUUUUAUUUUUAAAAAAAUAGUUGUUUUUUUUAUCUAUUCAGCUUUGAAGUCCCAAAUGUCAUCACUGAAGAUAUAAGUGGCUUCAAAAACCCUUGCCUCUCAUAAGUUCAAACUCUACCUGGCAAUAAACGACCUCUGGAGAAUGUUCACAUCUCAAAGGAAUUUGCCGAUGACUUAAUAAUUAAUUAUAUAAAUUUAAUCAUUGUGACAUAGUCCAGUCAUAUUGUGUAACAGCCCUUAAUUUAAAUAAACUGUAAUUGUGAAUUAAUUAUCUUUUUCCUUAUUACUUUAAUUUAUAUUUUACAAGUCACGUGAUCUGCAAUGCAACAAAUUACAAUCAGAUUUAGUUGAAUAUAUUGCUUUUCUGAAGUUGUUCAGCAGGGAUGGCCAACAGAAGGCCCGCGCGCCGCGUGCGGCCCCCCGGGAGUCAUAAGCGGCCGACGGAGUUAGGUCAAAUGAACAUAAUAAAUGCUAAUCAUAUAUUUUUAAAUUAUAGCUAAGAAAAAUAUCUGAAAUAUCUUGCAUUUUUGGAAAAAGUCAUUGGUUGUUAGCUAUUUUAAAUAACCCUAUUUUCGGGAACAUUCAUGGAUUUUAGCUAUUUCAAACAUCCCACUAUUUAAUAAAAUUUAAUAUGAGACUUUAACUUCUGAUAUAAUGCUUUUUUGCGUACUUGCAACGCCAUUCGUAGCAAACGUGAAUUUUUUGCCUGGAAGAUUACAAAUGGAACAUUGUGAAAUGUGCUGUAAUACACAAUUAAAGGAGAAAUUCCAUCAAGUUGGUUUGGAAGAGUUCUAUAAAACGUAUUUGGACAAGAAUAAAUAUCCGGCAUUUUACAAACAUGUUCUGUCGAUGUUUUCGCUAUUUGGAAACACAUAUGCUUGUGGGCAGCAUAUAAAUCGUAUGAAGCACAUCAAAUCACAAGCCUAAGUGAGAACACGAAUUCCUGAUUUUCAUUUGGAAAGGUGUUUGCGUGUAACGUUAAUAUCAGUCGAGAUCCAUUUUGAUCUAUUUAGUUCUGCACAACUGCACAAUAAAGUCAGAAGUCUCACUUUAAAAUUGUUUAAUAAAUAUGUUUGAUUCUCAG